Messenger RNA from Topomyia yanbarensis, 3826 nucleotides. It is a transcript of the gene ken, whose product is annotated as transcription factor Ken 2. The record is from RefSeq and is a predicted model, not a curated record. The coding region runs from base 1203 to 3239 and encodes 678 amino acids. Gene Ontology annotation, biological process: regulation of transcription by RNA polymerase II. The transcript is spliced from 8 exons. Gene Ontology annotation, cellular component: nucleus. NCBI's taxonomy places the organism in Eukaryota, Metazoa, Arthropoda, Insecta, Diptera, Culicidae. Gene Ontology annotation, molecular function: DNA-binding transcription factor activity; RNA polymerase II cis-regulatory region sequence-specific DNA binding; protein binding.
AGCCGUUAGGUGAUCACACACGGCGCGCGGGCUCCGAACAGUGCUGGGUACUGGUACCUUAACCAACAGCGACUACGACGACAACGUUGCGACGUUCUUAGUUUCUUUUUUUCGUUACUUUUUCUGCGGUCACAUUGCUGUGGCUGGUACUUCCCAUUUCCCACAGAACCGUUCGUUGGUGGUUCUGAACCGAGUGAGUGUCCCGCACUUCCUACAUGGUCCGUUUUGCGGAGGAUCAUCCGAACCAACCGUUGUCGGUGCCGGGAUUGCGAAAGUUCUGAUUAAAAGUGACGAUGAUAUGUUAGGCUGUGCUUUCUAACUUGGAAAUUUGCUUGAGCUGAUCGAGCUAGAGUAGUGAUCGAGGUAGGCGCCUGCGGAAAACAGGUGUCAACUCUUUUGUGCGGUUGAAGGAAGCAGUUUUCGCUGGAUCGAAGCAAGUUCCGUGUGCAAUAAAAAAUAGUAGCUGUGCGAGUGGCCAGAAGCAGAAUGACGUUUCGAAAAGCACGUUAUCUUCUCGAAGGUGCAGCUUCCGCUGAAGCUAAAGGGUGACACCGCUGGUGAGGUGUGAGAUAUUUUGAAAACAGUGCAAGAAUAUUUGUUGGGAAAACUAAACGAAUAGAAAAGGUGUGUUUUGAAGAAAAUACUAAAAAACAAGAAGUUUGGCGCUAAGAAAAAAGUGAGUCGGUGCAGAAGUGAGCAGAACUGACAGCAGAAUAGUUGCAGGAUCCGGAUAACUCGAACAACCGCUGCUCGGCGACGGCGUCACCAGCGUUGAAGAACUCUCUGCAACACAAUCUCCAAGGGGAUCGCCUGAUCACCGACCGAUCAUAGAAGCGUCCCCGUAUCACAUCCGCGUUGGCCACGUUACCCUACAGGACCCUUCAACCCGGAACUGUAUCCGAGAACCCAUCACCGGCAGUUGUAGAAACAUUCCCCGAACCCUGAACACACACACACAUACCAACCAACCAACAAAAAAAACCCUCUUCGUCCUGCGCGGUGGCCAGCCGGAGAAAAGCAGUAACCAAAUCCAAAACCCCGAUUGUAUUUAGAUCCCCCCCCCACGAUCCUAGCCGUACCAGAACACAGAUCUCAGCGUGUGUGUCGUCGGGGUACCAGCAUCGUCCGUCCAGCCAUUUUCCGUGCUCGACUUCUUGGAUACUUGGAUACAGCUGGGCAGUACGCAAAACGCAACCGUGUAAAUGCUUGGAGUUACGAUGCUGAUGCUGCAUUAUAACAAACACGGCGAGUGCAUACUCCAGGAAAUCGGUGCAGCAUUCCGGGGUGAGCAUGCAACAGACCUUCUGCUGAUCUGCGAUGGCAAGCAGACGGUUCGCGCCCACAAACUGGUACUGGCUGCGGCCAGUCCACUGAUCAGAAUGAUUCUAGAGGAUACGCCAGUCCUCGAUGGUAUCACGACGGUGUACUUUCCGGGCGUACAGGUGUGCUACUUCCGACUCCUGCUGGAUUUUCUCUACUCCGGCCAGGUGUACGUGCGAUCCGUCGACGAAUACCACCACCUGCAGGAUCUGCUAGCGCUGCUACAGAUCAAGGCCAGUAUAUGGAAGAAUAGUGAUGGCUCCAAUGAAAACGAAUCCCGCAAAGGCGAACCCCACGUGGACAUCAACCGGAACGAGGGUAUCGCGUCCAGUCACCACUCGAGGCGGCGAUCGCGAAGUCAGGAAUCACUUUCCGGUAACAGCACUCCCAAAAUCAGCGUCAAAAGCGAGCGGAAUUUCGGCAGUUCCGAGGAGGGCGAUCGCGACGAAAACGAGUUUAUGGACGAGGUGGAUGAAGCGAUCAUCAAGAGUAACAACAACCUGCAGCACCAUCAGAUCAGCAGACACGACGCGGACGAGGAUGCGGGAGGUGGGAGUGGGAAUGAUGGUAGUGAUGCGGGAGGAGGUGAACGGCCGGAAGGACGAGCAGGUUCGGCAGCAGGCGAAAGCGGUGACCGACCAACGCCGACGAAUUUGAGCGGCAGUAUCAGCGGCUGCGCUGGAAGUGGCCGACUGAGUGGGAGUGGUGAUCCAGAUCCGGAAGAUGACGAAGACUACGAACUGGACGUUGAAGAUCGCGAAGGAGAUGACAGUGCGGAACAGCGUGAACGACUGAACGAGUCAAUCGCGAAUCGAAGAAGUUCUUCGGAUCCGGUAAAUUUGUCCAUUGUCAAAACGCAGGAUGCUGAUUCGGAUGACGCCAACAUCGACGUGGAAACGAUAGGAAAUGCACCGACUAAGAAUCUUCUACCGCCCCGAUUCCUGGACCCGUUCCGUACCAAACGAAAAGCGUACUACAUGCACCCGGACGCGGAACUACCCGACGCCGAAACACCCGAUGCGGAAACACCCGACAAUUAUGUCGUGACGCGACGGCCGACGACGACGUGGCGAAAGCGUCGACCAGGUUUCCACAAUUCACCCGCCCAGAAUCCGCCCUUCGUACCGAGCUAUCUGGGACUGGAUGAUCUCAGGAAUCGGAAGUGUUUCCUGCCCGCUCCGCCCACGUACCUGUCCGACAUCCGUCCGUGUUCCCCCGGGUCCCAGCGACCAACCGACAUGCCGAACCCGGGUAACUAUGCUAGCAAUAACAACAACAGCAGCAGCAAUAACAACAAUAACAACCGGAUACGUCCGCCGAGCACCGAUAACAAGCUCGCCGUUGCACCUUUCGUGUAUCCGUGGCCAACGGCUGCUCUCGCCGGGCUACCCGGUGGACCCGGUGAACUACUAGGGAUAUCGUACGUUCAUGGUGGUCCCAAUGCGGAACCCAGUCCGGCCGAGUUGAUUCAGCAGAUACAGAAAUUCGAGAACAGCCAAGCCGAGCUGAAUGCCCGAUCCGGGAGCAGUGGUUGUGGUGGCGGCGGUAACGGAGUUGGUGGUGGACCAGGAGGUGUCGCCAGUGCGGGAAGCAUGGGUGGUAACACAACCGUGCGGGAGUACCGUUGCGAGUACUGUGGGAAGACGUUCGGUAUGAGUUGGAACCUGAAGACGCAUUUACGGGUUCACACCGGAGAGAAACCGUUCGCCUGCCGGUUGUGUGUGGCGAUGUUCAAGCAGAAAGCUCACCUGCUGAAACAUCUCUGUUCGGUGCAUCGGAAUAUUAUAAACGCACCGGAAGCGGGUGGACGGUACACCUGCUGUUUCUGCACGCUGUACUUCGAGACCCUGCAGGAGCUGGUGCGGCAUCUGUCCGGGCAUCAUAACAACCUACUUCUGAGCAAGAACCUCCACGAAUGAUACCAGCUCCUGGAUUUGAAUUAUUACUAUUACUGCUAUCGGUUGGAAAUGUUCACCACCCGUUUGUAAGAUAGAAGUUUGUGAUAGAAUUCUGAAAUACGGAUUGCAAUCUUUGCCGGAACGCUAUUCGUAUGAACCACACAAUGAACUGUGUGACAUCCAAGUAAGCUUCGAAUUUAUAAUGCAACAAAAACUACUGUGACAUAACCUAUAAAAGACGCCAUCAUAGUUCGUUUUUUUUGGAUACUCGAGUAUACGCCUACUAUAGACCCCCGAACCAACACACACACAUACAGAAGACCGUUCCAAAAAGACAUGUGCUUUGAGGGAUAACUCAAAGAGAGAUUAUUUUCCCGUGCGUGGUGUCAUUUCCAAAUUGCGAGUAGCGUUCUUUUGUUAUUAUUACUAUUAUUUUAUCAUUCGUUUAUUAAUGUUUUGCUGUACAACAGCGGAGCGCACAAUUUGUUGAAUUAAAUCACCUUCACGCGCACCUAAGGAGCAAUAUCUAGGGUUAAGUCUUCUAUUGAGGAACGGAGCCGUAACUUAUUCGCUAUGUAAGAAUACACACGAACAAACCUCACCGCAAA